GGUGCGUUGAAUCCCAUGUCAGAGUCUUCUACAAUUGAUAUACGGGCGCCUUGUUUGGCUGUUUUGGAGCCAACUGAUACCUUUGUUUCAAACAGCCACGAGAACAGCCAAGGUAAUUUCUCGAACUCUUCUUCACCAACUAUCGAAGCGGGUUCUUCACAAAGUCACAUGGAGACUUUAAAUGUUCCUGUUUCAGAAGAAUUAUUGUCUCCAGCUCGUCAAGACGAACCUGAAGACGUUUUUCAUGCGACAGACUUUCGAAGUUUCACUAGGCGAACCUUGAACUGGAUUGGACAAUUUUUUGACGAAAACUCUACCUAUCGUCGACAGGCUUUGUGGCCAAUUAUUUUCUUCUCCUUUAUUUAUGUCGGUGCUUGUAUCGUUGCUAGUGUGACCAUUUUAUGUCUUACUUGGAACAAGCCCUGUGACGAGCCUCUAAAGUACUGGGUUCUUUUCAAUGGCGUCAUAUCUCUUUUAUAUACUAUUUUCAAGCGACUUUCCAACGAAGACUUAGUCGAUGACUAUUCGCAGUUGACGUCUAUCCAGCAAAGAUCACUUAUUUGCUUUAGAAUUAUAUCGUGGCUUUCUCUUGCGUGGUUUAUUGUUGGGAUGGUUUGGGUCUUUCGCUGUGAGACUUGUCAAAGAACUGCUGUUGCACUUUAUCGUCUGUCUCUUGCACUGGUGAUUAUUAAUCUAAUUUUCCUUGGAGUUUCGGUUCUUUUAGCUUGUUGCAUUUUUGUUUUAGCGCCAAAUCUUUUCCGUCCUGAUUUCAAUCUUGACGGUUCUGUUACUUUUCACCGCAGGGGAGCUACGAAGAAGGAAAUAGAUAGAAUUCUUCUAGUUCGUUAUCAUCGAGAUUCUUCUGAAGAGGAGUCCACUUGUCCCAUUUGUUUAUGUGAAUAUGAAGAAGGCAAUUUGUUAAGAAUUCUUCCUUGUACUUCGAAACACCGUUUCCAUGCAACUUGUGUUGAUCGUUGGUUAAUCCUAAACAAGUCUUGUCCAUUAUGUAAGGCUGAGAUUGAUGCAUCUUCACGCUGUGCUGGUGGCACAAGUCGUAGCGACAAUGUGUAAUAAGAUUCUUAUAUCUAUAGUGACAUGAUCCUCUAGUGGAAUUAGAUAUCUUCUGGUUUAGGUUUAUGACUGAAUAAAUACGAUCAACUUAAGUAUAGAUGGU
Galdieria sulphuraria is the source of this 1174-nucleotide messenger RNA. Its product is annotated as zinc finger (C3HC4-type RING finger) family protein. The coding region runs from base 16 to 1071 and encodes 351 amino acids. The transcript has 4 exons. NCBI's taxonomy places the organism in Eukaryota, Rhodophyta, Bangiophyceae, Galdieriales, Galdieriaceae. The record is from RefSeq and is a predicted model, not a curated record.